CCGGAAGUAGCGCGGAACUCGUUCGAAGAUGGCGAAUCGUACGGUGAAGGAUGCGCACAGCAUCCACGGCACCAACCCUCAGUAUCUGGUGGAGAAGAUCAUCCGCACGCGGAUCUACGAGUCCAAGUACUGGAAGGAAGAGUGUUUUGGCCUCACGGCUGAGCUUGUAGUUGAUAAAGCCAUGGAGUUAAGGUUUGUGGGUGGCGUCUACGGAGGAAACAUAAAACCAACUCCCUUUCUGUGCUUAACCUUGAAGAUGCUUCAGAUCCAACCUGAAAAGGAUAUCAUUGUUGAAUUCAUCAAAAAUGAAGAUUUCAAGUAUGUCCGCAUGUUGGGAGCACUUUAUAUGAGGCUGACAGGCACUGCCAUUGAUUGCUACAAGUACUUGGAACCUCUGUACAAUGACUACCGGAAAAUCAAGAGCCAGAACCGAAAUGGAGAGUUUGAACUGACACACGUGGACGAGUUCAUUGAUGACCUCCUGCACAGCGAGAGAGUCUGCGACAUCAUUCUGCCCCGGCUACAGAAACGCUACGUGCUGGAGGAGGCUGAGCAGCUGGAGCCUCGAGUGAGCGCUCUGGAAGAGGACAUGGACGACGUGGAGUCCAGUGAGGAGGAGGAGGAGGAAGAUGAGAAGCUGGAAAGAGUGCCGUCCCCUGACCACCGCCGCAGAAGCUACCGAGACCUGGACAAGCCCCGGCGCUCUCCCGCGCUGCGCUACCGCCGCAGCCGCAGCCGCUCUCCCCGGAGGCGGAGUCGAUCCCCCAAAAGACGAAGCCCUUCCCCCCGCCGAGAACGACAUAGGAGCAAGAGUCCCCGGCGCCACCGGAGCAGGUCCCGCGAGCGCAGACACAGAUCCCGCUCCAAGUCCCCAGGUCACCACCGCAGCCACAGACAUCGGAGCCACUCAAAGUCUCCUGAAAGGUCUAAGAAGAGCCACAAGAAGAGCCGGAGGGGGAACGAGUAGAGGGGCCCCGUGUGCCCCUGUGGACGUGAGGCGACCUGCGUGGGCGGGCGGGCCGAGGCCUGCCCUCCAUGCAGCUAUCAGGACAUCCUAAUGUUUGUUUCUAAAUAAAUUUUCCACCUUUUUUUAAAUGCAA
Messenger RNA from Jaculus jaculus (lesser Egyptian jerboa), 1100 nucleotides. It is a transcript of the gene Prpf38a, whose product is annotated as pre-mRNA processing factor 38A. The record is from RefSeq and is a predicted model, not a curated record. The coding region runs from base 29 to 967 and encodes 312 amino acids. The transcript has 10 exons. Gene Ontology annotation, cellular component: precatalytic spliceosome. NCBI's taxonomy places the organism in Eukaryota, Metazoa, Chordata, Mammalia, Rodentia, Dipodidae.